AUGGGAGGAACAUGGGAACGAAUGGUUGGAACCGUCAAGAGGACGCUGCUCAAAACGAUAGAACGACGGAAAAUUUCCGAACCAAUCUUUUACACGGUGCUUUGCGAAAUCAAGUCCGCCGUUAAUUCCCGACCACUCACAGUCACCGGAGAAAAUGAUGACGUGAAUGAUGUGCUUCGUCCCGUUGACUUCAUCUACAAAAACAUACGACACGGCAUGGAAAUUAUCACUCAAGAUGACGAGAGUCAGGAAGACCCACCAUACCAACCAAAUCCUGAACUUUCCACACAACGCGAUGCAAAGAGAGCUAUUUCUGAAGCUGAAAAGCUUACAGCGAAGUUUUGGGACAAAUGGAAAACCGAGUACCUUACGGAGUUACGCGACCGCCAUGUGUUGUAUGGAAGCAACUACAAAGAUCACUGGCCAAUGGGUCUUAUACAAGAGCUGAUCAAAAGCAGAGACGGUGAAAUCAGAAGCGCCAUCCUUAAAACAAGCAGCGGAAGACACAUCCAGUGCCCUAUCAAUCGCCUUAUUCCAUUGGAGAUACAUGCUUCCACUUCUCCUGACGCAGUGACGGAGAUUCGACAUGAAGACGAACAAGUGCAACGCAAUGAGGCAUCCCAAGAGCUACAACAACGACCACGUUUGGCGCGGAAAGCAAAAAGGCCUGUCAACUACAGCGAGAACAUGGCAAUUCUUCGACCGCGACUCGCCAUAUCAAAAGCUCCAAUUAUGCUACUAGCCCUAGCAGCGUGUUCACUACUCACCUCUGUAGAGAGUACGAUACUCAAAUGCACGAAUACUGGCUUUCUUCUUGAUGUGAAAUCCCUUGAUGACAACAUCAAGAGCGAGAUAUGCAUAAAUCACAUGGAUUGUCAGGCUAUUCAUCCAAGCCAACUACCACUACAUGGAUACCUCUUGCCACGUCAAAUAACCAGCCCAUACUCCGUUAGAUGGCGUGGUAUCAUCAACAUCACUCAGCAAGAAGAAGAAGUUAAGUGCCCAGAACAAUCCGUGUGCAAUUCCAUACAUUGCACCUUCUGUCCUCUCCUUCUGGGAAAUCCACAAUGUUUUCCAACAACCACGAUUGCAGUGGUGACCACGAUGCUUUACAUCAUUGCAUUACUCACUAUUGCCUGCGCAUAUCUCGGCGCAAGCACGAUACUUCUGCUUAAACGAAGAUGGAACCUGUACAAGGCACGCACCGCGGAUAAUACACCGCCCCCAGUUCUAGCCGAUACCUUGGAGAUGCAGUCAAGGAAACCUAUGGACACCCGCCAGCGAAGGAGUUCUGGUGGUCAGUCAACGCGCUCAAAGCUUCUCUUCGUUUUGUCCAUUCUGGCUACAGCAAACUGCUGCCAGCACACCCACGUUCUCAACACCAAAGACGUGAUCUGUGAUGGUUACGGUAAGGACGCAAGAUGCAGAAAUGUCGAAGAGCACACGUUCACGAUGAGCAACUUCAAACGAGAAGUCUGCAUGAAGAUUGUAUACAAGGAUGAGCUCAUAGCGACAAUGCAUCUGAAGCUUGACAGCAUUAGAUAUGACUGUAUCCCUGUCACCCACUUCUUCACGAGGAAUACUGAACUAAGGACAAUAUCGUCAAAACGCUGUGCUCGUGCUGGAAGCUGCACGCAGCACAAGUGUCGGACCACAGGCCAGAAUUCCUACAUUCCUGAGCUGAAUAGUUCCUACCGCUCUCCUGGAAUUGCACGAUGCCAAGAAUCCUGCGGAGGAAUCGGUUGCGGCUGCCUUCUACCCAUGCCGGGCUGUCUUUUCUCUCGUACGUACCCCACACCAGAAGACGACCUCAUAUACGAGGUAUUUUCAUGUCCAGUAUGGAGCAAAACUGCACGACUACGCGCUCAUUUGAGUUUCGUCACUGGAAGAGAGGUUACAAAGGAAAUGGAUAUCUCGCCACAAGAAACCGUACAAUUUGAUAGGAUGAACCUCACGCUCGAUUUCAUUACCGCUCCCACAAUUCCUACACUGGACAGGCGAUUUGUUCAAGUAUACAACCAAAGCGAUCCGGCUACAAUGAUAUCUUUACCCGAAGACAUCUUCUCGGUUAAGUGCAACUCUUCAGUAACGGCAAGAAAUCUGACGAAAUGCCGAGUUAUGGACACUUGCAAAUGCACAUCCAAAACCACAACAGUUUUGUGUCGCUGUGCCAAUAUCAACAUUACGGAAAGAAUGUCAUCCUGA
This is a messenger RNA of Cylicocyclus nassatus, 2205 nucleotides long. Lineage: Eukaryota; Metazoa; Nematoda; Chromadorea; Rhabditida; Strongylidae. The record is from the annotation of a GenBank genome assembly.